This is a messenger RNA of Microdochium trichocladiopsis, 1518 nucleotides long. RefSeq names its product major facilitator superfamily transporter. Gene Ontology annotation, biological process: transmembrane transport. NCBI's taxonomy places the organism in Eukaryota, Fungi, Ascomycota, Sordariomycetes, Xylariales, Microdochiaceae. The coding region runs from base 1 to 1518 and encodes 505 amino acids. The record is from RefSeq and is a predicted model, not a curated record. The transcript is spliced from 5 exons. Gene Ontology annotation, molecular function: transmembrane transporter activity.
AUGGCGAAAGCUGCAGUAACAAGAAUAAACGAGGCCGUGGACAACGAUUCACAAGUCCUUGCUUCGUUUGGACUCUGCCGGGAUGGAAACGGCCUUAUAUGCUGGACUACUGACAGCCAUGACCAUCCCCGCAAAUGGAACGCCCGCACGAAGAUUUACACAAUAUCACUCAUCAUACUGUUGGAGUUAUUCACGACUGUCAUCAGCACCACCGGGGCUGCUGUGGCCCACGAAGCUGGACCUAGUUACGGAUUAGGAGAAAUGCAAGCACUUGUUGCAUUCGUUUCAAUGUAUCAAUUCGGCCAAGCCGUCGGCGGCUAUCUGAUCCCACCGGUAUCUGAGCUCGCUGGUCGGUGGUGGCCGUACUUUCUCUCGACCAUGGUGUUCAGCGCGUUCUGCCUCGUGAUCCCACUGGGGAAUCAUGUAGCUGCGGUCUACGCUGGGCGUUUUGCGACGGGUCUGGCAUCAGCUGUGCCAUCGGUGGUCAUCGCCGGAAGCAUCGAGGACCUGUUUAACAGCCGGGAGCGGGUGUGGGCAGUGAUCUGCUGGAACUCGAUGACGACGAUUGCGCUGUGCCUGGGGCCUAUCUAUGCUGCUCACAUCAUACCUUCUGCUGGCUGGCAGUGGGUGUACUACAGCGCGAGCAUCUGUACGCUAGUCAUGUCUCUAGCACUGCUUCUCAUGAAGGAGAGUCGGCCGAGUGUCAUCCUGGGUCGCAAGAUCCGCGUGCUGCGCAAAACAACAACGUUGGCUGAUCUGCGCUGGACCAACGCAGACUUGGCGCAGGACUGGAGAGCAUGGGGCAGGCUCGUGCUGGUCCGCCCGAUGCAUAUACUUAUGACGGAGCCAUUGGUGAUGCUGGUAGCCAUUACGUCGGGGCUGUCCUGGAGCGUGGUGUACCUCUUCACCGAGUCGGUCGUGCGCGUCUACAGCUCGAUGGGCCUUGGCGACUCGGAGUCGUCGCUGGCUUUCUUGUCCCUGGCAGCCGGCGUGCUGGUGACGCUUGCUCCCCGGUUCGCAGACACGAGGAGGAUUGAGAGCCUGCAGGCCGCAGGGAAACACAUUGAACCUGAGGACAAGAUGCAGGGCUUCGCGUAUGCGGCGCCAGCGCUGACGGGCGGGCUUGUGUGGUUCGCAUGGAGCGUCCCGCCAGCCGCAGUAGGCGUGCACUGGGUGGUGCCAACUCUGAGCCUGGUACCUAUCGGGUAUGCAGUCAAUGAGACGGCGCAUGCGCUGAGCGGGUUCCUGGCCGACUCAUAUGUGCUGUACAGCGCGUCCGUCUUCUCGGGGCUGGCGUUGGCUCGGGCCGUCAUCUCGGGCGUGAUGCCUCUGGUGGCCCAUGAGCUGUACGUCCGCCUCGAUGCCAACCAGGCAGGGUCCGUUAUCGCAGCCCUGUCACUUGUCUUUGCUGCCGCGGCCGUCGUAUUCCUGCGCUGUAGCAAGGCCCUGCGGCGCCGCAGCCCGUUUGCCACCUACAGCAUAGCCAUGCACGAGGCCACACAGGUAGAGCUGGACUGA